AUGGGUCCCCAAGAUAUACCACCUUUGGUAGCUGUGGUAUCAAGAUACCCUGAUCUCCUGGUGGAGCUACCUGUGAAGGUUUUCCAGUCGCACUCAGGGAGUAGCCAGGCGAUGCAGUAUCACGCUUGUGACAUGCAACCACAUCGUGGUGAGCUGGACAGAGGAAGACUGCAGGUCAACGAGAGGGUAAGACCACAAGCACGUCAGAAUGGAACCAGGUACUCUGUCGAGGAGACAAACCAGUUUCACGAGCAGGCCCAAGAAGUUGAACGCAUUGGUGCAAUUUCUCUUCCUCUGCAAAUAAUAAUUAACAGGUUAGUACGCUUAUGGUGCACAUGGCGCAGCUGAGGGUCCGUACCUGGCCAUCUGGUGAACCUGCCGAGAUGCUUUUUGCAGUUCAAUUUCUUUUGAUAGUAUACUGAUGUCUGAUUAAUUCAUGCGUUAGAACCCCUUUUUUAACUUUUGGUUCAUCAUCUCAAACGGUCCAGCGGUCCGUUGCUCUCCAAAGAUCCGACAUUAAUUGACCGGCUCAGACACUUGUAGUUGUUUACAUUCGGGAAAGAGGUUUUAGUUUUGCAGAUAACAUAAUAAAAGUAUAAGUACACAAAACAAAAUGGAAUGGUUUGUUAACUAGGACCCUGGAUCUUAAUCGUUCUUCAGAUUUUGAUUUGAGUAUUUGAAUUCCGGGGGAGGUGGGUAUUCCCCAUACUGGCCUAUACGGGCAGGCUCCGCCCGAGAGGGGUACCUUUUUCAGGCUUCAGAUAUAUGAAAGGGUAGGGAAAUCUUAGCCUAGUCUCUAGUCGUUCUCUCUUGAUCCGUUGUCCGCGCGAAGUCUGGGAGAGAGCGGGCGGUGACGUCACAGUUCAUGGUAGAGUCCAGAAAUGACCGAGCCGAAAACGCCUGGGGACUAGGCUGGGGAAAUUUGUCAUUUGGGUCUGUGAAAGGGUCCAAAAGGGCUGAGAGAUGAAUUUUAUGGCUUUAUAAAGUCGAGAAAACGUUCCAUUUUUGUGACUGAUUCCUAUUGAAAAGACAAAGCAUUUACAGCAGUUAAAAGGGAUGAAAAGUUCUAAACAAGGUAUGUGAAAAGGGUACCAUUUGUCAAUAGAAGGUAUACGAAAGGGAUACUUUUUUCGUGAAAAAUGGUAAAUAAAAGGGUAAGGUUGGACCUUGGGGCGGAGCCUUCCCGUAUAAAAAUUUGUUAAGUACCCUCCUCCGGAAUUUGAAUUCGGGGCUUUCGAGAAACGAGAAGAUCCCUAACGGUGGAGAGUGAGUAGAGACUAUAUUUGCUUCUAUAACUUCGAUAAUCCUCUCAGUUACUUCUAAUUCUUUGUCUUGCGAGUUGUAAUGUAUGUUUUUUUUACAUGUUCAUUAUUUUAUCUGCAUAUUACAUGGGUCUACAACAAACCAACUAAAUGAUUUGUAAGCUCAAGUGGUUAGACUGCGCUCUACCGAUAUCUCAGAGGUCCAAGCCUGAAUUUGUCAGGCUUUCUUUCCGCAACUGCGUUGUAAAAGUUGCUUCCUAGUAAAAUCAUUUUCUUUACAUUUAAUUCUCUAUUCCGCAACAGUUCUAAUAUAUGUUCAUACGUUCAUUAUUUGAUUUGUUAGCCACUGUUUAAAAUUCUUUUUUUCUUUUUGGCAGAUUUUAAAAAUUGCUCAUGAAAACCACACUCAAGAUUUUACAGAAAACAAUUAUAACAUUUAUAAUGAUAAGAUGAUUUUCAUUUCCAUAGGUUAAGUCCUCCAGAGCCAAAGUCAUCCAUUGGUCAGAACUGUGGCGGAAAAUAUAUUUGGAAGAUAGAGCAUUUCUCUCAACACCUCCAGGAUGCUCUCAAUGGAAUAAUAACAUCACUUGAGAGCCCUCCAAUUUACACAGGCCUACAAGAAUAUAGGUUCUUCAUGCGCAUUUUCCUAAAAGGCGUUAAUGGUGGGGAUCAACAGCACAUUGGCCUUUUUGUUGGCAUGAUGAAGGGAGAAUACGAUACUGUUCUGGAAUGGCCCUUCUGUGGACGAAUCUCUCUCACCAUCAAGGAUCAAAGCACUGAUGUUCAUGGCUUCCGCAACGAUAUCAGUGGCACUUUCAUGGCCAAUAGAAAUCUGGGAGCUUUUCAGAAACCUGCUGCUGCCGAGAGCGGAUACACCACCCUGUAUGGCUACGCAGAGUUUGCACCCGUCGCCACGGUUUGUACCCCACAGUACUCUAAAGAUGACAUAUUGAUGGUCAAGAUUGAGAUCCAUAAAAACAUCUAA
Molecule: messenger RNA, 2247 nt
Organism: Porites lobata
Lineage: Eukaryota; Metazoa; Cnidaria; Anthozoa; Scleractinia; Poritidae
Source: the annotation of a GenBank genome assembly